AUGGAGACUCCUCAGGCGGGCUACUUGGUAAUUAUUCCAGUUUACCAGCACCUUCGUUUGAGGAGGGAGACUGGUAUGCCUGGGUUCAUCCUCCCUGGGGCUCCUGGAGACUCCGCAGGUGGGCUGCCUGGGAAUUAUCCCGUGUCACCACGAGCAUGGCGAGGCGGGGGCAGGUGUACCCGCGUGGUUGACUGCAGGGCGAACGGAUCAGGCCGAGAGGCGGCGGGCGCCAGGCAGGCUGCUGCGGCCUCCUUCCGGGUGACCGUCCCGACUCUGCGGAGACAGACCUGGCCCUCGGCGUCCAGCUCUGUGCCUGGGGUGUUUUCUCGGCACCUCAGUGAGACGACAAGCGAUCACGCCUGCCAGAACCAGGGUAGGGUGUUCGACAUUAUCACGACAGCUGUAAAAACAGCUCAUAUCACGUAG
Molecule: messenger RNA, 426 nt
Organism: Rangifer tarandus platyrhynchus (Svalbard reindeer)
Lineage: Eukaryota; Metazoa; Chordata; Mammalia; Artiodactyla; Cervidae
Source: the annotation of a GenBank genome assembly